Molecule: messenger RNA, 2338 nt
Organism: Nylanderia fulva
Lineage: Eukaryota; Metazoa; Arthropoda; Insecta; Hymenoptera; Formicidae
Gene: bs
Product: serum response factor blistered
Biological process (GO): positive regulation of transcription by RNA polymerase II
Molecular function (GO): protein dimerization activity; cis-regulatory region sequence-specific DNA binding; DNA-binding transcription factor activity, RNA polymerase II-specific
Source: RefSeq, a predicted model, not a curated record
UCGACACGCGGAGGCAUCUCUCGCUCCGCGUCUCCGCUCGGCGCAGUUUAGGCUUACGUAGGUCAGGUUACGAUCAGUUCGCGGGAGCGCUCGUGCGGUGCGCGUUGCUCUUAGGGGUGGUCCCGUGAGUCAGGCGCGCCUUAGAUGAUCGAUCACGUGGGUGACGUCGCAUUACCUGCGAGACUUAACGUGCCCGCGAGGAAGAGGAGGCUGACGCGGCGCGUUCGAUGUGCGCGCCGACGUCGCGAUGGACAACAACCCUAGCGGCCCCAGGGACGGUCGUUACACGAGCCUCGGCUACAUGGGGAUGAUCGGGGGCGGCGAGGCGGCCGGCGCCGAGAUCUACGGCAGGCCGACCUCCACGUCUCAACUCGCCGCCGCGGCGGCGGCCUCCCAGAUGGGCCGCGGUGGCGCCGCCAUGAUGGCGGUCUCGGGCGCCGCGACGCCAGGCGUCGUCCAGACCCGGGGUAUCAAGCGCACCACGUCGGACGUCUGCUACGACGACGGCGGGAACGUGGGGCCGCGGCAGCAGGGUCUCGCGCAGAGCAUGCCCGGGAUGCCCGACUGCGUGCCGGAGAAUCUUGAGGAGUCUUUCACGAGUCUCGGCCAGCCCAAGAAGUCGCCACCCUCCAACGGCAAGAAGACCAAGGGGAGAGUCAAGAUCAAGAUGGAGUAUAUCGAUAACAAGCUCAGGAGGUACACCACGUUCUCCAAGAGGAAGACCGGCAUCAUGAAGAAGGCGUACGAGCUGUCAACGCUGACCGGCACGCAGGUGAUGCUGCUGGUCGCGAGCGAGACCGGCCACGUGUACACGUUCGCGACGCGGAAGCUGCAGCCGAUGAUCACGAGCGAGGCGGGCAAGGCCCUAAUCCAGACGUGCCUGAACAGCCCGGACCCGCCGCCGUCCGGCUCGUCGGGGGACCAGAGGAUGUCAGCGACCGGCUUCGAGGAGACCGAGCUGACGUACAACAUUGCCGACGACGAGCAGAAAGAGGAAGAAGGAUCACCCAGGUCUGACAUUUGCGCCAAUGAGAGCGACGGAGAUACCAGCGACGGCGACUCCAAGGAUCCUCUCAAGAAUAAUCACUCGGGAAAUGUGCCUUCGUUCUCUGCAGGGAUCAUGUACCAGAUGCCUCAGAGUGUCAUUUAUUCGCCCAGUCCAGGGGUCUUGCUCGGCAUAGGACAAAACGGGCAACCGGUGCAAAUAUCUCAAGACGGAGGUACGGUGACAUCGGUGGCAAACUCAUCGCAAUCGAACCAACCAUUUAUCACGAUACCACUAAACGUCGCGAUGAGCGCGGCGGGAUUGUCCUUACCUGUGACCUCCAGAAUGACCUCCAGGUCGCCCACGACGACAACGACGACGGCGACAACGACGGCGUUGUCCACCUGCGGUGACCUGCCGUCCGAUCUGAGCAAGGAUCGGGAAUGACACGGGAGUUUCUCGACGACGAAAGUAUAGUAGUAUAGUAGUUGUUGUGUGAGCCUCUCGUUUUUGUGCUGCGGAAAUUGUCGUGUGCUUAGAAACGAAUGGCGGAAACAACUCGGAAUUAAUAGACUCGCGAUAUUUUUGCACGCCCUAGAAAUAAAUAAUUAUUAGAAUAAUAAUAUAAUAAUAAUUUACUAUUAUUAUUAAUUUUAUUAUUUUUAAUUAUUUAUCGGGACGGCUAAAUAAUCGUGGAAUUUUUUCGAGCGGAUCAGAACGACUUACGAUUCAUCAUCGCAAAUUGGGAUUCUUCGCCCCUCUUUCGUACUUUCGUUUUUGGGAGAAACCGCGAUUGGUGUAAGAGAAGGAAUCGAUAUUCACGCAUUUCUCAUGUUAGAAAAAAAUUAUAAAGACGAUUGCGAAAUGUAAUUGAUGACGAGGCGAGAACUGUGUUUCUAAAAAGAAUAGAAAGAUCCAAUGAUGAACUUUAUAUAGAAAGUAUAUAUCUCACUUACAACUUUAUAUAGAAAGUAUAUAAGAUUUUAUGAUCGCUAUCGUAAAAUAGUCCUAAUAAUUGUAUCUAUAAAGAUAUCCAAAUGGAUCGGAAUGAAAAAUGCCUUUCUUCUGAGACGAACUUCAGUAACGUAUUCCGGGAAUACUCACUGCCAAUUAUGUGAGACUGACACCGCAUACAAAUCCAACACUCAUUUAGACAAUUGUUUUGUCUUUCGACAUAUAAUGUAGUGAAUUAAUUUGCCGUAUAGAAUUUUUCGAAUUAUUUUUAUGAGAGAAGUUUAUCUGCUCAAAGAGAAUUUUCUCUUGGAAUUUACCCUGAAACCCUCACAUGACAAUCGUGGGACAACAUGGUAUUGGAAGAAUUUUAUGAGUUUCUUUGAUUAAAUAUUUACCACA